AUGUCGACGACUACUACCUCUCCUCUAACGCCACCGUCAGUUAACACCGUUGGCAGUUCGCAAACUCUUCUAACCAAGGCACAGGAGUAUCUCCCUGACGUUGACCAUGCCGUCUUCAAGCACUUCCGCAUCAUCAAGAGGGUCGAGGGAAAAGCUCAGCAGUACGCGUGCAAGCUCUGCAGCAACGUCUACACUGGUGCUGCCAUCCGAUGCGCGCAACACUUCACGUCGUGGAAGGGGAUGAAACGCCGUGAAGUGGUGCUUUGCAAGGAUGCGCCACAAGAUGUGCGCUUGGCCAUGCGCGCGAAAUACGAGGCAAAGGCUGCUGCGGCCGAAGAGAAGAGGCGGGCAGCAGCUGAAGCAGUUGCCGCGGUCAAGGCUAAUGGUGUGAAGCGGGCGCGCAUCACCGAUUACCUUGAUGGGGAUGCGGCCGCAAGAAAGAGAGAAGCGGAGGAGGCACUUGCGCUUGCUUGGGCCGCCCUCCAUAUCCCCGAGCACCACAUUGACCAUCCUCUGAUGGUCAAUGCAUUGAACCUCGUCAAGCGCGCCGGCGCCGACUACGUCCCUCCCAAGAGGAAAUACAUCGGCGGUGCUGGCCUUCUCUCGUGUCGCAAGGGAAUCGAGCAGGGUUUGGUGGGCAUUAAGGCGAGCUGGAAGAGGACGGGCGUGACGGUUUCGUCCGACAUGAUGACGGACCGCAACGGCAGGCCGCAGGCCAACGUGCUUCUCGUGAACGAUUCCGGCGCCGUCUUCACCGACUGUAUUGACUGCAACAUGGAGAGAAAAACCGGAGGUUACGUGGCGGGAAUUCUUAGGCCCGUGGUGGAGGAAGUGGGUCCAGAAAACGUUGUUGCGUUCUGCAUGGACGGAGGGUCGAACUAUGCGGUGGCGGUGAAGCAGCUCUUACAGGAGUGGCCGCACAUUCAGGAUGUGCCGUGCGCCACUCACGUAUUGGAUCUUCUCAUGGAAGAUGUGGGGAAGAUGGGAUGGGCUAAGCCGGUGGUCGACAAGGGAGGGGAGAUAUCUAGCUUCGUCCGCAACCACCACUGGACCCGAGGCCUUACCAACAUGGUGACGAGCGAGGGUUGGAAGGAGUGGGCGGUAGGGGACCGGAAGAAAUCGUGUGACGGGUUCAGUGCGCUGAUCCAUGAUGCCGCCUGGCGGAAGACGGCCGAGUUCUUCGUCGCACUGCUGAAGCUGCCCUUUAAGGUGACGAGGCAGACGGACGGGCAUGCCGUGGGGAUGAUGGGGAGGCUGUACGAUUUGAUGCUGCAGUUGACUGAGGACGUGGGGGGCUUGCUCGAUGCGGACGAGGAGCACCUGAGCAACGGGGACAAGGACAAGAUCCGCCACAUCCUCAGAGACCGCUGGGACGGCAGCCUCGCAUGCGCCAUGCAUGUCGCUGGCCGCAUCCUCAACCCCGCGUAUCAGGAGGAAGAUAUUUUUGGCACUGAUCUCGAGUGCACGAAAGUCUUCAAGGUGUUCAUCAGCCAGCAGGCCGAGUUCCUUGCGAGCCGCGGGGAUGGGGGGGAUGACGCGUGCAACAUCUUGCUUAAGCUAGGGGACGGGCUAAGGGCGUUCCUUGACAUGAAGGGUUCUUUUGGGAUGCCGGAAGCCGUGGCACAGAGGAAGCUGGUGAAAGAGGGAAAGUAUAGCAUGGUGAAGUGGUAG
Messenger RNA from Closterium sp. NIES-65, 1671 nucleotides. NCBI's taxonomy places the organism in Eukaryota, Viridiplantae, Streptophyta, Zygnematophyceae, Desmidiales, Closteriaceae. The record is from the annotation of a GenBank genome assembly.